UUGCGCCAUAAACGUUUCGCUGCUCGUAACGCCACAACGCUCGACGUUUCGCAGCGGCCUUCGCUUUCGCUUCUCUUCUCGCGCGUAAAGCGGUCGCCCCAAAACAACAAAAGCAAAAUAUAGGAACAACAAGCAACGAAAAAAAUACUAAGGAAAACCCCCGUCAGACAGACAAAACUCAAAGUCUCCAACGACUCAAAGCGCCGCCGUCGCUGCCUCAGCCGCUGCUGCCGCCAACGUCGCUGCCCGCGCCGGCAGCAAGAAUUACCAAUUACACGAAAUUUUUAUACUCUUUUAAAAAUUUCGUUUUAUUAUAAUAUUUAUUAUCGUGGCGCGCAGUAGUGUCUGCGGAACUCAGCUCUCCACUCUUUGGAUUCUCGGCCCUGCGAUUCCGAAUCGGAUUAUACGACUAUACGGCGCUCCGACGCUGCGACUGGCCACACGAUUCAGUUUCCGAUUCGCCGUGUUUAUUGUUCCGUUUCGGCCGCCGGCUUAUUGUCACUUAACUGUUAUAGAGCGCAUAAAAAGAUAUAGUACUGUGCGAGAAAUCCGUACCGAGAAGCCGAAAAAAACCUACCGAAAACUGUCAAAACACUCGGUUUAUAACUCUCUCUCGCUCUGUGUGCGGUGCAUAAAAAUUAAAAAGCCAUAAAGUUGACAUCGUAAAUGGUGGUUCGCCUGUUCCAGAGUUCGAUAGUUCUACCUGCAAAGUGUUUUAUGGCAUUUUAAACAAAGUAAUUAAAGCAAAACGCAGGGAGAAAGCAUUUCUCCGGCCACACACACACGCCGCCACACUCACGCACACUCACUUGAGAAGUCGUUAAAGGCCGCAGGGAAACUCGCUCUGCCAUAAAAACACCAGAGUGCCAUUAAAAAAGAUCGCGCGCCUAUAAAUCACACGUACGAAAUCCCGCCGGCACAACGUCCAUUCGAAUUUCCGCGUAAUUGAUGGCCGCAUUUUAAUUGCCUUUACAACAAAUAAAAGAUACACACACGCCCCAAGCACACACACACCACAGCUGCCACAACAACGCAACCCGAGACCAUAUGCAAAUUUAACAAAUUUCGUUGUGAAUUCGCCAGCUUCGAGCGAAAAAAGAACAGAGAACAGAGAGUCAGAAAAGCUGCAAAUACAGGCUGCUCGCCAAAAGUUCGCUAGAGAAAACCCGAGAAAGCUAUCGACACAGAUAAAAAUAAAAUUAAAUCGAUCUCGAGAAACGAAAAAAGAACUAAAAGUGGACUGAACGAAGUUCCGAAGACUCGAUCCUCGGCCAGAGAGCAAGAUAUGUGCAAUGUCAAAAUUUGUUUUCGAUAGUAUGCUGCCAAAGUAUCCACAGUUCCAGCCGUUUAUCAGUUCGCACCACCUAACCACCACCCCCCCGAAUUCGUCAUCUGCAGCAGUUGCCGCCGCCCUAGCCGCCGCCGCCGCCUCUGCCUCCGCCAGCGUUUCAGCCAGCAGCAGCAGCAAUAGCAACAGCAACAACAACAACAACAACAACGGCAGCAGCAGCAGCAACAACGCCAGUGGCAGCAACACGAGCCACAUCAACAACAACAGCAGCAGCAGUCCCAGCAGCAGCAGCAACCACAACAGCAACCUCAAUCUGAGCGGAGGCUCCCUGUCGCCCAGCCACUUGAGCCAGCACCUGGGCCAGUCGCCCCACUCGCCGGUGUCCUCGUCGUCGCCCUUCCAACAGCACCACCACACACAGGUGCAGCAGCAGCACCUGAACCUGAACCACCAGCAGCAGCAGCACCUGCACCACCAGCAGCAGCAGCACCACCAGUACUCCUCGCUGUCCGCCGCCCUCCAGCUGCAGCAGCAGCAGCACCACAUCAGCAAGCUAGCCGCCGCCGCCGUCGCCUCGCACGGCCACGCCCACCAGCAACUGCUGCUCACGCCCCCGUCGGCGGGCAAUUCGCAAGCGGGCGACAGCAGCUGCUCCCCCUCGCCCUCGGCAUCGGGCAGCUCGUCGCUGCACCGCAGCCUCAACGACAACUCGCCCGGCUCCGCAUCCGCGUCCGUGUCCGCAUCCGCGGCCAGCUCCGUAGCCGUCGCUGCAGCCGCCGCCGCCGCCGCGGCCAGCUCCUCGUUUGCCAUCCCCACCAGCAAGAUGUAUCCGUACGUGUCGAACCACCCGAGCAGCCACGGAGGCCUCUCCGGAAUGGCCGGCUUCACAGGCUUGGAGGACAAGUCCUGCAGCAGGUACACGGACACCGUGAUGAACAGCUACCAGUCGAUGAGCGUACCUGCCUCGGCAUCCGCGCAGUUCGCGCAGUUCUAUCAACACGCCACCGCCGCCGCAUCGGCGGUAUCGGCGGCCAGUGCCGGAGCGAUCGGAGUGGACUCGCUGGGCAACGCCUGCACACAGCCCGCCUCCGGGGUGAUGCCGGGGGCAGGGGGCGCGGGCGGAGCCGGCAUCGCCGAUCUGCCCAGGUAUCCCUGGAUGACGCUGACAGACUGGAUGGGAAGCCCCUUCGAGCGUGUCGUUUGCGGCGAUUUCAACGGCCCCAAUGGCUGCCCCCGGAGACGCGGUCGCCAGACCUACACUCGCUUCCAGACGCUCGAACUGGAGAAGGAGUUCCACUUCAACCACUACUUGACCCGGCGGAGGCGCAUAGAGAUUGCCCACGCCCUCUGCCUGACCGAGCGACAGAUUAAGAUCUGGUUCCAGAACAGGCGCAUGAAGCUGAAGAAGGAGUUGCGCGCCGUCAAGGAGAUAAACGAACAGGCGCGACGCGAUCGCGAGGAGCAGGAGAAGAUGAAGGCCCAGGAGACGAUGAAAUCCGCCCAGCAGAACAAGCAAGUGCAGCAGCAACAGCAGCAGCAGCAACAGCAACAGCAGCAGCAACAGCAGCACCAGCAGCAGCAGCAACAGCCGCAGGACCACCACUCGAUCAUCGCACACAAUCCGGGCCACCUGCACCACUCGGUGGUGGGUCAGAACGAUCUCAAGCUCGGCCUUGGCAUGGGCGUGGGCGUUGGCGUCGGCGGCAUUGGGCCGGGCAUUGGCGGCGGACUCGGUGGCAAUCUGGGCAUGAUGAGCGCCCUGGACAAGAGCAAUCACGACCUGCUGAAGGCGGUCAGCAAGGUCAACUCCUAAGCUGACCCCGCACCACCGUCGCCGUCGCCGCCGCCGAGCCAACGAGCCAAUCUUCCACCAGCCGCACCACUAGCUCCACUAGCACCAACACCACCACCGCCGCAGGAUCACCGCCAGGAUCAGCUGGUCCGGCGUUCUUUUUCAUCUCCUAGCGAGAUAGCAAGCUGAGCAGCAGAAGAUAAACUCGAUAACUAAAAUACGUAAAGUUUUACAUAGUAAAUAGUUGCAUAAGUCUACCAACCUACAUACACGCGAAUGAGUGGGUUCGCUGGCCCAGGGGCGGAGCACAGGAUGGGGAUUGGAUCAGGGGUUUCUUCUGAGGUUUUCCCGCUUGCCACUGCACUAUUUGAUAGUGCCACGCUUGCGAUUACCUUCCAGAUCUCCAGUGAGAGCAGUUGUGUAUCCAUAUUCUUCCAUACUUUCCCCUUCACGCAGGCCAACCCCUAAAGUUGGCCAUUCAACCCCCAGGGCCCGGCGAAGAGCGCCUGGGCCAGUAGAGCCCCCGGUAAUAUUAAAGGAUAACUUGAACUACUUAGAAUAGCGGUACAUGCUUAAGGCAGGAGUUGCAGGAGACGCGAUCCACAUAAAUGAAUAUUGACGAAAUGAGCGAUUUUUGAUAGUCAGAGACCCCGUUGCCAGCCAUCGACCCAUUUCCCAGGGAAUCGGUCCUUGGCGGAGGGCGACUCGAGGAGGGGGUUCGAGUGUAAAAUUAUUUGCGACUGCUGUAGGAUAACCUAGUUCGAUACUUAGAGCCACGUUCGACUAUGUUAAAUACAUAAAUAUAUGGAUAUGCUUACAGAUUACAGAAUACAGAUUACAGAUUAAAGAUACUUACCUAUAGAGUUAUAGAGCGUACGUUUUGUAUCUACCUAUUUAUUGGAGAAUUUAUGUUUAUGUUUUUCAAAAAAAAAAAAAAGAAUAAGAAACCCUCUUCCAAUGUUUUGUUUAAGUGAUGUGUUUACUGUGUGUUUGCUGUAUUUUGUUGUAUGCCAACGCUUGAAUACAAUGAUUUCUUCAAUGCCAUAUUAAUCUUAAUUCGAAAGCAAGUAAGCCAGUAAGCGAAACCAUUGCGCAAAUAUUUCCAUAAAUACCAGUUGUAAGAAACGAACGGUAUGCAACAUACCCAAAAGCAUAAUCACGAUUUCAAAUACGUAAUAAUAAUAAUGAAGCAAGAAACUAAAUUGCAGUAAGGAGCCGAGAAAUUAAAUGUCGUUUGCCAGUGACUAAAAUUUUAAAUUAACUACGAUUAAGUGAGGAAACUAGAGGGCGUCGAUUGAAAGGCCUGCAGAUCUACAAAUCGAAAAGAAAAUAACAAGCAGAAAGGAAACUCUGAAAUACGUAUUAGCUUAAGGUUGCAACAACAGACGAACUGUCGACGAAGGCCAAGAUGUGAGGGGAGGACGAGGACGGGCGACAGAACCCAUAUACGUAGAUUUCAGCUUCCCGAAAUUAAAUUUACCUAGCAUGGUCCCGCGCGGACUGCAAGUUGAAUUAAAGUCAAAAUCUAUUUAUUAUACACAACCGGAGCGGAGGGCUUACACAGCGCGUAUUUACAUAAACAAUUAUUGACAACAAAUAUAUAUGAACGAAUAUAUUACAAAUAUAUACAACUAUGAACUUAUAUGUGUAUGUAUAAAUACCUAAAUGUAUGUGUAUCUAGUAUGGUUAACACUAAAAGCAGUCGAGUCAGAGUUAAAGUCACGUUUUGCCCAAGAACCGGACACCACCAAAAAUCAGCAUCCCCAGACAUCCCAGCGCACAUCCCUUUCUCCAUGGAACUAUACUACGUCCCUGUCCCCCUGUUUCGAGUGAUACGGUGACAGCCUUUUGCCUUUUUGGAAGCCUAGUGGUUUCCGUUUCCGUUUCUGUUCCCGCUUCCGUUUCCGUUUAUGUUUUUGUUGCGUUUCAGUUUCAAGUUUGCUUUAAGAUUAUUAAUGUUUAGUCUCAUUCGGACGGCCUAGCAAAUUAGCGCGUAAUUUGAUAUAUUUUGUUUGACCCUUAUGCUAAUGCUUCUGUUAAUUUUAGUUUAAGUUUAGUUGUGACGAAUUGUGUAUUAUAUAAUUUUAUGCGAUUUUAAAAUGAAUGCGAAAAAAUUAAACAAAAACCA
Messenger RNA from Drosophila biarmipes, 5211 nucleotides. RefSeq names its product homeobox protein abdominal-A. Gene Ontology annotation, cellular component: nucleus. Gene Ontology annotation, molecular function: RNA polymerase II cis-regulatory region sequence-specific DNA binding; DNA-binding transcription factor activity, RNA polymerase II-specific. The transcript has 6 exons. Gene Ontology annotation, biological process: negative regulation of transcription by RNA polymerase II; anterior/posterior pattern specification. The record is from RefSeq and is a predicted model, not a curated record. The coding region runs from base 1293 to 3104 and encodes 603 amino acids. NCBI's taxonomy places the organism in Eukaryota, Metazoa, Arthropoda, Insecta, Diptera, Drosophilidae.